This is a messenger RNA of Archocentrus centrarchus (flier cichlid), 2613 nucleotides long. RefSeq names its product zDHHC palmitoyltransferase 2 (gene zdhhc2). Gene Ontology annotation, molecular function: palmitoyltransferase activity. The transcript has 14 exons. The record is from RefSeq and is a predicted model, not a curated record. Lineage: Eukaryota; Metazoa; Chordata; Actinopteri; Cichliformes; Cichlidae. The coding region runs from base 159 to 1301 and encodes 380 amino acids.
GCGUCUGAGCUGUCGAUUAGGCUGAUCAGAGCCGGAGCUACGAUGCAGUGACAGUCUACGGGAAGACACGCACAUAUACACGCGCGCACGCAGCGAGGGAGAAGAGGGGAGGGAGAGCACCACACGAAUGCGCACGGGAAAUGAUCCGCUCCUAGACUAUGGCACCGUCGGGCUCGCGUAGUAUCAAGCGGGGCUGUCAGAGAGUUUUGUACUGGAUCCCGGUCCUGUUCAUCGCUCUCAUAGUGGCGUGGUCAUACUACGCGUUUGUUUUGCAGCUUUGCAUAGAAUCCAUCAAAGACACAGGAGAAAAGGUCGUAUACUUGCUGGUGUACCAUGUCAUUUUCAUCAUGUUUGUGUGGGCGUACUGGCAAACCAUCUUCACCAAGCCCAUGAAUCCCCUGAAGGAGUUUCACCUGUCCCACUCUGACAAGGAGCUGCUGGAGCGUGAAGACCGGGGAGAGUCUCAGCAGGAAAUCCUGAGGAGGAUAGCCAAGGAUCUGCCCAUCUACACCCGUACCAACUCCGGAGCAAUCCGUUUCUGUGACCGCUGCCAGCUGCUGAAGCCUGAUCGAUGUCACCAUUGUUCAGUCUGUGAUAAAUGCAUCCUGAAGAUGGAUCACCACUGCCCCUGGGUAAACAACUGUGUGGGAUUCUCCAACUACAAGUUUUUCAUGCUGUUUUUGGCAUACUCGCUACUCUACUGCCUUUUUAUAACUGCUACAGAUCUUCAGUACUUCAUUAAGUUUUGGACUGCCGGAGGUAGAGCACAUUUCCGUCUAAAAGAAUACCUGAAAGGCCUCCCAGACACUCAGGCAAAGUUCCACAUCCUGUUUCUCUUCUUCUCGGCCUCCAUGUUUUCCGUGAGCCUGGCCUCGCUUUUCAUCUACCACUGCUGGCUCGUCUGCAAGAACAGAUCCACUCUCGAGGCUGUGCGUGCUCCGGUGUUCCGCCACGGCACGGAUAAGAACGGCUUCAGUCUGGGUUUCAGUAAGAACUUCCGACAGGUCUUUGGCGAUGAAGUUAAAUACUGGCCAGUUCCUGUUUUCUCCAGUUUAGGUGAUGGCUGCUCGUUCCCAACCUGCCUGGUGAAUCUGGAUCCUGAGCAGCCCUCCUCCCCCACUGACUCCAACCCUCCCAACAAGAGUGCAGCAGAGGGCCGCCAGUUCCCCUCCAAACCACUUAGAGAAAGUCAGAGUCGACUGCUCACCAGCACCCCCUCCUGGUCUGAGAGUGACAGUGCAACAGACAAGGACAGGAAGGGUGCUAGUAACCCAGGGAUGACCAUAGAAAAUGAGGCGUAACCACAUCUGACACUUUCAAACCAGAAAAGUCUGUGCUGCCCCCUCCUCGGUGUCCGUGCCUAUCAGAACGUGAUGUGGUGGUGACAUCAUGAUAUUUGUUGUUUUCUAUAAUGCACACUGCUUCUGAGAGUUUUACAAGACAAGCAAAUGAGAGGAAAUGAAAAACAAUCGUCAUCACUUAUUUCUGUUAUUGUUAUCUGCUGCUGCCUGAAAACUCGAACAAGUCGAUUGUAUUUAAAACUGCAUUCCAAUUACCCCAUUUUCUUCUUUUCUUUUCCUUUUUUUUUUUUUACACAAAUAAGCACAGAGCAGCAGUGGAAGAGUGGACUUUUUGCACUUUACACACUGAAUGAGCUGCUUCUCUACGUUGCAGUUCGUGUCUCAGAAACUCUCAGAAAUACCUGCAAGUCUGUUGGUUUUAUGUUAUUCUCACAGUGUAGCACUUGAGUAGAUGCAGUUUGCCAAAUGUUUGCACUGAGUAUAGAUUAGUAGUGAUGUUAAUGUGCUAUAUAACUGACAUUCCUUCAGCCAUUUCUCAUUUUCUUUUUUGUCAGUGAAGUUGUUUUUUUUUUGGAGGGACUGGGCGCAGGUUUAUCCACCGACCAUGUUGAUUAUUGUGGAAGUUGAUGAAGUGAUGCAUGCUCUCAUCUCAGGAUGUCGACACAAAACCCCCUUGUGAAGUGAACAUGCCCCCCCCCCCCCCCACACACACACACACCCCAAAAAAGUAGUUAAUAGUAAUUAAAUUUCAAUAAGGGCUCUGCUAAAUCUUUAUAGCAUCAUAAGUGAGGAUGUUGCGGUCACACCUAAAAGCUGGUGGUGCUCUGUGCGCGCGACAACGUUCACGCGCAUGCCCCCCCCCCCCCCGCCGCCAAAUAUCUCCUUCAGUACACGUCAAACUGCUGGCCAAAAGCUUUCUGACUGUUCCGUCUACGAAGGGCCCGCCAGCAAAAACAAGCCUCUGUGCAAUGCUGCUGCAGAUCUGUUCCCCAUCAAAAAGCAGAUUCUGUUGUGUUUUAAUAUCUCACAUGUUGUGGAUGUACUGCAGAGCAAAAAAGAAAGAAAAAGAAAAAUCUGCUCCGGUCACUUUGUGUGGUCUAUUUUGACCUUCUGGGGCUGCAAAUGUUUAAACCAUCACUGAAAAUUAAAGAAUGUAUGCUUGUCUCAAAAAACAAAAAAAGAAGCUUCAUAGUGACAGUCUAUGUUUGAUCUAUUUUUCUAUUCUUCUCUCUGUAUGAUUUAAAUAUGGAUGUGAGAGGCAAUGUACUGUACAGUUGUGAUGCCUUAUAAGAAUAAAAUGAGCUCAUCUUCA